This is a messenger RNA of Osmerus eperlanus (European smelt), 2462 nucleotides long. RefSeq names its product potassium channel tetramerization domain containing 8 (gene kctd8). The transcript is spliced from 2 exons. The coding region runs from base 409 to 1701 and encodes 430 amino acids. Gene Ontology annotation, molecular function: protein binding. The record is from RefSeq and is a predicted model, not a curated record. NCBI's taxonomy places the organism in Eukaryota, Metazoa, Chordata, Actinopteri, Osmeriformes, Osmeridae. Gene Ontology annotation, biological process: protein homooligomerization; regulation of G protein-coupled receptor signaling pathway. Gene Ontology annotation, cellular component: signaling receptor complex.
AUCUGUUUCUGAUUGAAGUCCGACUGUCUCUUUAAGAGGCACUAGUCAGCCAUUCAAGCACCGCCCCUUUCAUUUAACAGAUGAUGUCAUCGUGUCCUCCCUCAGACUCUGAACAAAUGAUGCUAGGAGUAGAGGGCUCUCUUGGUCUCUCUCCUCACAUCUCUCUCUCAAACAAGGUUACAGUGUCCAGGAUAGCCUGUUAUUCCAACCUCUCUCAGACCAGCAUCCGGCCAGCAUUUUUAGUCUGACAUCUUUGACAGCUAAAAAGAAGGGAUGUAGUCCUCUCUCCUAAACUUCAGCAUCUGUUCUUCUGUGAACUAAGUGGCGACCUCUGCUGCAUCUCCAGGAGUAAUCUCUCGUCGGUCCAGGUGAGAGGUGCUGUUCUCCAGGCUGCUGGAGGUCUGGACCAUGGCCAUGAAGGAGAGCAUCCUGCCCAUCAGCGAGGUGUCCAACCCCUACCCCGAGGUGGUGGAGCUGAACGUGGGAGGACAGGUGUACGUGACCAAGCGCUCCACCCUGCUCAGCGUGCCCGACACCACCCUGCACGCCAUGUUUGCCCUGUCCCCGCCCCGGGAGCUGCCCCGAGACAGCCGGGGGCGCUUCUUCAUCGACCGUGACGGCUUCCUGUUCCGCUACGUGCUGGACUUCCUGCGGGACCGGCAGCUAGUGCUGCCCGAGCACUUCCCAGAGCGCGAGCGCCUGCAGCGGGAGGCCGAGCACUUCCACCUGGGGGAGCUGCAGAGGCUGCUGGGACCGCGGCUAGCCAGGCACGCCUCCAUGAACGACGAGGGUUGCCACAGUGACGUUGAGGAGAGUUCCCAGGGCAGCGAGCACCCAGCAGCCCGUAACCCCGCCUCCCUCUCUGACAAGAGGUCAGGGUUCAUCACCGUCGGUUACAGGGGCUCCUACACCACUCUGAGGGACAGCCAGGCAGACGCCAAGUUCCGGCGCGUAGCACGGAUAACCGUGUGCGGACGCAUCGCUCUGGCUAAGGAGGUGUUCGGGGAGACGCUGAAUGAGAGCAGAGACCCCGACCGGCCUCCAGACAAGUACACAUCUCGCUUCUACCUGAAGUUCAUCUACCUUGAGCACGCCUUCGACCGGCUCUCUGACGCCGGCUUCCACAUGGUGGCCUGCAACUCCACCGGCACCGCAGCCUUUGUCAGCCAAUACCGAGACCUGGACAAGGUGUGGAGCAGCUACACCGAGUACAUCUUCUUCAGGCCCUCUUGCCGGACCCUGUCCCCUAAGCAGGGCUGUGACGAACACAAGCAGGAGAAACUCGCCGACAAGGGCAGUGAGAGUGGAACGUCCCUGAACGAGCUCUCCACCUCCAGCUCGGAGACCCACUCGGAGGCCAGCUCCCCCCAGGACGGGCCCGUGGUGGGGGUAGUGGUGGGGGGCUGCGGAGCCCUCCAGUCCGUGUCCCGCCAGCCCAGCACCCUGACCCUGGGUCACCCCUCCAAGAAGGGCUCCUCAGUACAGUGGAUGCAGCUGCCCAGCAAGCGCCGCAACAGCGAGCUGUUCCAGUCCCUGACGGGAGGGGGGGGGGAGGGGCUGAGCAGGAGGAAGGAGAGGCCUGGUGUGGAGGAGGACAUGAGGCAGUGCAUACAGGACUUCCACAACAUCACAAUCCCACAGGACUUUCCUGAACGCAAGCGACAGUGGCAGUCUGAACUUCUCCAGAAGUAUGGUCUGUAAGGAUCAGGCUGUGACUUGUUUACCGAUGCUGAUUUUUUUGGCUCACAGACUACAAACACUGAGGUUCUGCCAUUCUAAACCAUGGUAACUUACAGAUCUAGUUCUGCCAUUCUAAACCAUGGUAACUUACAGAUCCAGUUCUGGAAGGCCAUACAACAGAGUAUUCUAUAGCCAUUCAAAAAUGUAUCAAAAUGAUGUUCAAAACAGACAGCUCAUCAACAAGUCUAUAUUAACUGUUUGACCAUUUAUAUGAAAUUCAUUUGAUUUCUAACUAAUGUUCAAUGUUUGCUUGGUCUAGUUGAAAAUUUAAAACAGUUCAGUUGUUCCGAAAUAGACAUCAAAACAGUACAAACUCUAAAUGGAAAAAUACAUUCAAUAAUAUCUAGACUUAGCCUGUUUACACAUUAUAGAUGAGUGAUUGCCAAUACCAUUUAUUAUCUGCUAUAUUAGUCUUUGUAUGUUACUAUAGGAUGUCCAUAAUCAGUCUGUGAGUUCCAAUGUGUAUUGCUGCCACUGAUAGCAUGUCAUUUGAAUCAUUUAUAAUCUAGAAUUACAAGAGCGCAAAAUAUGUAAUUUGUGUUGUACAGUGACUACUGUGUACAAUGGUACUGCAACAGCUGCAGGUUUCAUCGCAACUACCAGUUCAUAUGUGUCUGGGCACUGUUGAGCGACGUUAGGCAGGGGAGCGUGAUGUGCGGUGGACUUUCCUGGAGUGCUGUGUUAUUGUUCUGGACUGUAUGUAUAGGAGCCCUGUAGCCUCU